CGUUUCGGGGGCUCACUCGGCGGCUCCGUCUCCGCAGGUACAUGAUGAUGAGGGACUGCUGGCACGCGGUGCCCUCGCAGCGGCCGACCUUCAAGCAGCUGGUGGAGGACCUGGACCGGGUGCUCACGCUCACCACCAACGAGGAGUACCUGGACCUCAGCCAGCCCCUCGAGCAGUACUCGCCCAGCUACCCCGACACCAGGAGCUCCUGCUCGUCGGGCGACGACUCCGUCUUCUCCCCGGACCCCAUGCCCUACGAGCCCUGCCUCCCGCAGUACCCGCCUGUCAACGGCAGCGUGGACACCUGAGCGGGCGUGUGUCCCGCCCCCUCCCAGCAGGGCGGGCGGCGCGGGAGCCUGGCCGCACGGAGCAGGGCCUGCCUCGGAGCUGUGUCUCCGACUGUACAUAUGGACCGGAGGACGCGUCGUUGGGAGGGUCCGAGACAGGCGUGUAAAGAUGACACCAUCGGAAACCUGUCGUCUUCGCCAGGGGAUGAGGGACGUUUCCGGGGCAACGGAGGGCCGCCGUGGGACCGCACGCCCGUCGCCCGCCACCCACCGGGCCGGCUGUGGGCCAGCCGGACUCAGGAGACAGACUCGCGUCUGGCCUCGUUGUGAAUGUUGUAAGAAGGGGAGCAGGGGAGGCGGCGCACGCACAGGGCACAGAGGGCACAGAGGUGCUGGGUGUAUGUACAUAGACGCAAAUUAUGUAUAAAUAUAUAUUAUAUAUUUACAAGGAAUUAUUUUUUGUAUUGAUUUUAAAUGGAUGUCGCGGUGCACCUGGAAAAUUGGUCUUUUUUUUUAAAAAAAAAUAGCUAUUUGCUAAAUGCUGUUCUUACCCGGAGUUUCCUAAUUCUCACCGAGCAGCGGUGGGAGGUACUUUUGCUUUCAGGGAAAAUGGUAUAAAACAUUAAUUUAUUAAUGGAUUGGUAAUAUACAAAACAAUUAAUCAUUUAUAGUUUUUUGUUUUUAAUUUAAGUGGCAUUUCUCUGCGGGCGAGUUGACCGGCUGCUCCGACGUGGCUGGUGGCCGGGUCCCUUGAUGAGAGAACUGGUGGCAGAUCUGACCGGUGGGGGAGGCGAGGUUCGGGGUGCGAGCUCUGCUGUCAGGGCCGUCAGACCGCCUGCAGGAGCCGGGGCUCGGGCGAGGGUGUUGGUGGGCGGCUUGGUCAUGGGCGCCCGUGGCCGCUCCCUGCUCCUGCCCGGCCGGUGGGACCAGCUCCUCACACAGCUGCCCUCGCCCGGCCUCGCCUCCCGCGGCGGCCCUGCCCGCGGCGCAGCCGUCAGAUGGGCCUGUGUUCUCAUCGGGGAUUGGGUAGCGGCUCCCAGGUUCGUGGGCGGCAGAGCAGCUCUUAGGGUCUCCAUGACUCACCGUGGGGAACGGGGACGCCGGUUCUUCCGCUGAGCGUUUGGGGUUUAUUCCAUCUUGUUAAGGGGUGGCUCCCGGCGGCUCCUGACGGCUCCCGGCGGCCUCGCCGGCGGGUCCGGCCAGUUUGGCGGCAGAGGAAGCCUAUUUCCCGCCGAGGGUCCCGUGCGAGAGGACUGUUUUGCUUCCGAAACGCCCCUCACGCUGCGGUCGCCGUGCGCCACACAUGCAGAAUACACUGACUGUACGUGCCAGGGCCUUGGGGAAAGUGAUUUAAUAAAACCUGUUAAUUUUUAUACUGACAAUAAAAUGUCUGCAGAUAUUAACGUUAACAAGACAAAAUAAACGUCACGCAGCUUAUUUUUUUA
This is a messenger RNA of Myotis lucifugus (little brown bat), 1732 nucleotides long. RefSeq names its product fibroblast growth factor receptor 2-like. The record is from RefSeq and is a predicted model, not a curated record. The transcript is spliced from 2 exons. Bases 42 to 308 code for a protein of 88 amino acids. Lineage: Eukaryota; Metazoa; Chordata; Mammalia; Chiroptera; Vespertilionidae.